Molecule: messenger RNA, 1713 nt
Organism: Penicillium odoratum
Lineage: Eukaryota; Fungi; Ascomycota; Eurotiomycetes; Eurotiales; Aspergillaceae
Exons: 3
Coding region: 1-1713 (570 amino acids)
Biological process (GO): protein peptidyl-prolyl isomerization; protein folding; protein polyubiquitination
Cellular component (GO): catalytic step 2 spliceosome
Molecular function (GO): ubiquitin-ubiquitin ligase activity; peptidyl-prolyl cis-trans isomerase activity
Source: RefSeq, a predicted model, not a curated record
AUGGGGAAAGGAACGGAUAAACUCUACAUCACACACUCCGAAUGGGCUUCGGAAGAUGCCUUCUCAGCUAGCGCAGGCGCUGGUGUUGGCAAGGCCAGACGGGGUGGUCCUCAUGCCGCAUUCAAGCGCCUCCCGUUCAAUUUCUGUUCCCUAUCACUCCAGCCAUUCGCCCACCCGGUCUGCACACAUACAGGGGUCAUCUUUGAUCUGACCAAUAUUAUUCCUUGGAUCAAAAAACAUGGGACAAACCCGGUGGAUGGGUCCCCACUCAAGAGCUCCGAUCUCAUCAAGCUUACGAUUGCGAAGAAUGAGGAGGGCGAGUAUGUCGACCCAGUGACAUACAAGGUCCUAACGGAUAAUACCCACAUUGUUGCACUACGGAAUACGGGAAAUGUGUUUUCUUGGGACACUGUAGAGCGUCUCAACAUCAAGGGGAAACUUUGGCGCGAUCUCGUUACUGACGAAGAGUUCAGCCGGAAGGACAUCAUCACCCUCCAGGACCCACAAAAUAUCGAGUCUCGCGAUCUCAGUUCUUUCACUUAUCUGAAGGAGGGUCAAACGGAAUUCCUGGAGGAGCAACAGGCGGCGGCCAGUGUUAAUACCAGUGCACUAGGAAGUUCAGCCAAGAUAUUGAAAGCGAAGGAAGCUGUCGCAAAAGCUCGCGCAGACCGGGCACAGCAGCAGGCCAACUCUGCUGCUUCAAAGGCGGUUUCCAAGACUGGGGCUGUGACUUCAGCUGCCAAGCCUGGAACCUCUCAAUCAGGAAAGCCUACACCCUACAAUGCCGCACGAUUUACCACAGGAAAAGCUGCGGCCUCUUUUACCAGUACGGGACUGACUCCUCACACAUCGGCAGAGCUAGCACUGCUAUCGGAGGAGGAGUAUAUGCUGAAGCGGGGUCGGGUGAAGGGUAAGGGUUAUGCGCGGAUUGUAACUACUGCGGGCCAUCUGAACCUGGAGCUGUAUCCCGAACACGCCCCGAAGGCCGUGUGGAACUUCAUCCAGCUAGCCAAGAAGGGUUACUACAAGGAUGUCACAUUUCAUCGCAAUAUUAAAGGCUUCAUGCUUCAAGGUGGUGACCCUACUGGCACAGGCCGAGGUGGCGAGAGCAUUUGGGGCAAAUACUUUUCUGAUGAAUUCGACGGGCCUCUGAAGCACGACGGACGAGGCACGUUGAGCAUGGCCAAUAAGGGCAAGAACACCAAUAGCAGUCAAUUCUUCUUCGCCUAUCGAGCCCUACCUCACCUUGAUCGCAAGCAUACUGUCUUCGGCCGGCUCAUCGAUGACCCUACUCCGUCGUCUACUACGCUCAACACCCUUGAAACUCACCCAGUGGAAGCAAAUACCAACCGCCCUAUCCCAGAAAUCCGCAUCAAAGAAGUUACCAUAUUUGUGGAUCCAUUCGAAGAUUUCCUUAACCAGAAACGCGCGGAGGAAGCCAAGGGUGGUUCUACCACUGCCACGGAAGACGAUGAGAACACCCGCCGUGUGGACGACGAACGAAUGACUUGGACUGGAAAACGGGUGCGUGGCCCCGGCGCCAAAUCAAACGAGAGUGCACCAAGUGGGGUCGGGAAAUAUCUCCAGGCUGCCCUGGCCGAUCGGGGAGAAGAGGAUGAGAUUGUUGAAUAUGUUGACGAAGAGCCUGCUCCGGAACCGGCCCGUAAGAAAAUGAAAGGCACGGGUGGUUUUGGAGACUUCAGUUCAUGGUAG